This is a messenger RNA of Liolophura sinensis, 3654 nucleotides long. Its product is annotated as protein smoothened-like. Bases 112 to 2625 code for a protein of 837 amino acids. Gene Ontology annotation, biological process: pattern specification process; central nervous system development; commissural neuron axon guidance. Lineage: Eukaryota; Metazoa; Mollusca; Polyplacophora; Chitonida; Chitonidae. Gene Ontology annotation, cellular component: dendrite; cilium; plasma membrane. The transcript is spliced from 11 exons. The record is from RefSeq and is a predicted model, not a curated record. Gene Ontology annotation, molecular function: transmembrane signaling receptor activity; patched binding.
GAACAGUUGCAAAAAACUAGAGGUACUGGUGUUUUAGUUUUAAGUCAGUUGAUUUGAGAAAGCAUCGCUUAAUUCAAAGCUAAAUAUUGUUUUGCAAAUCAGUGUGCAAAGAUGGAAUUCAGACUACUCAUCAUUGAUUUGAAGCUAAUGCAGCAUUUUACCGGAUAUUACCUUCUUUUGAUUCUAACAUCAAUUCACCAGGGAACUUGUGCAAAGCCAGAUUCAAGUUGUUUGACAAAUGUUACAAAAUGUGAUGCUUUUACCAGCAUGAACCUUACUGAGGUGACUUGUCUGGGAACCAAGGUAAAAUUCAACCACACCAGUUUGAUGUUUGCAAAAGAUUCGAGCAGCUUUGCGGAAGUAAAGGAAAAGCUGCGGUUAUGGUCGGGCCUGCGUAAUGUGCCGCGUUGCUGGGAUGUGGUGCAGUCGUUCCUGUGCUCUGUUUAUGUGCCACAUUGCUACGCAGACACAAACCAAGUGGAAUUACCCAGUAAGGAAACUUGUGAACGAGCGCGAGAGCCUUGCAAGAUCGUGGAGUCCUACCACGGAGGAUGGCCAGACUUUCUCAGUUGUGACCAGAAUUAUUUCAAGGAAGCUUGCAAGAACGAGGACUAUGAUCAGAGCAGCUUUAACAAGACGUCGUCGUGUCAGUGGCCACUGAUCGUCACUGAGAACAAGGCUAGCUGGUAUGAGGAAGUUCAGGGGUGUGGCCUGAAAUGUCAGAACCCGUUGUUCACGGAGGCAGAGCAUCAACAGGUGCACAUCUUUAUCGCCGUGCUCGGCACGCUUUGUUUGAUCUGUACACUCUUCACACUGUUGACGUUCAUCAUCGAUUGGAAGACAGCAAGUCGCUACCCUGCCAUGAUCCUGUUCUUUGUGAAUGCCUGUUUCUUCCUGGGCAGCAUCGGCUGGAUGGCUCAGUUUGCGGGAAACGCCCGAAAUGACAUAGUCUGCAAGUCUGACGGAACAGUGCGGCAGGGAGAGCCUCAACUUGGAAGCGAAGAGUCCGCGUCUUGCACAAUUGUGUUUCUGGUGGUUUACUACUUCCUGUUAGCGGGCGUCACAUGGUUUGUCAUGCUGUCUUACGCCUGGCACAUCACCUUCCGGGAGAUGGGAACCCCACGCAACUCGCUGUCCAACAAAACCUCGUAUUUCCACAUCAUAUCCUGGUGCUUCCCACUUGUCCUCUCCAUUAUCUGCCUGGCCAUAUCAGAGAUUGAUGGGGAUUCUGUGAGUGGCAUCUGUUUUGUGGGCUAUUUCACACACUCUGUGAGAGCCAUCUUUGUCUUAGCACCAAUAACUCUGGUCAUGAUAGCGAGCCUGGUAUUUCUGGUUAUGGGUCUCAUCACACUGGUCAAGCUGAAGAAAGGCACACCCGGAUUUAUCAGCAAUAAAGCCACAGCCAAAAUCCGGGAAACCAUUCUACGUAUAGGAAUUUUUGCAUUUUUAGCUGUAGCCUUCAUGUUCAUCACCUUCGCAGUUCACCUUUAUAUUUUCACCAAUGAGCAGGCUUGGAGAGAUAGCCUGCGAGACUAUAUUUAUUGCUUAGGGAACACAACCACAGCUACCUCCAAUAAAACAGUCACAUCCUGCGAGAUUGAGAAUCGCCCCAGUCUGGUUGCCAUGGAGAUCCACAUUUUUGCGUUUUUUAGCGCGGGAAUUAUCAUGAGCUCCUGGUCUUGGAAUAAAGCGUCAUUUAAUGCCUGGGAGAGAUUCCUCAGAAAAAUUUUCAACAAACCGUCCAAUAAGCCUGUCAAACUGAGGAAACACAAAAUGAUCGCCAGGGCAUUUGAACGUCGGAAAGAAAUGACCAACAAUGGCCGCCUGUCAAUCAGUUUCCAGAGUACCCAUGACGACCCGCUAGGUAUGAAGUUUGAGUUGAACAGCGUGAGCUCGCGGGAAGUGUCGUCAUCAUUCGCAGCUGCGAUGCCAAAGUUGGUACGGAGAAGAGGUGGCAUGGUGCACCCUAUAGCUGGGACGCUGCGACGAUAUUCAGACUCGGAUAUCGGAUCUGUGGCCUCUAAUCUUGGUAGACGUCGCUCAAUCGAGUCUCAGCUGAGCCAGGCAUUGCAGAUCGUUGAUCAACAGAAAGAGGAACUUCCUAAGAAAAAAAGGAAGAAGAAGAAGAAAAAGUUCAACCGAAUCCGCCCCUUAUUGGAGCCUAUAUCGCAUGCCAUGGCUGCAGCGCGCAAAGCCCAUGGGUUGCCAAGGAGACGAGGCAGCGACACAUCCGUCAUCAGCAAAGCAUCUGCCCACAGUAUUCGCUUCUCGAUAGAGCGCAAUGGCGCUCCGCAGGGGUCUCGUCCAUCAUCCCAAUCCUCUAGCUUGGAAAAUGUGUCAGCGAUUGAUCUACCUUGCAAACCAACGGCAACUAUCAACAUACCUAAACCACAUGUCACAAACUUCUCCAUGUUCACAGCCAGCUCGCAUCGCCCAAAUCGCUUGGACCACAUUGAACUCAUUGACCUCUCUGCAGAGGGACCAAUCACAGGCAGGGCCACACAGGUCAAAGUUGAAAUGUCAGAGGUCGAGUUCCACAGAGAGGCUGGGGAACACAAUGGUGGCUUCACAGAUGACACACUUCACCUCUCUGAUCAAGAUGAUUUGAGCUCAGUGGAGGCGUGACUGAAAUGACAUUUGAUCUCUUUCUCAAGAUGAUUUUGAGCUUAGUGGAAGUGUGACUGACAAGACAUUUCACCUUUCUGACCAGGAUGAUGUGAGUCGAGUGGAGGCGUGACAAGAGACUCGCUGAUCUGGAGGAUAUGAGCAUAGUGGAGGUGUUACUGACAAGACAUUUGUCUUCUCUGACCAGGAGGAAGUGAGCGCAGUGGAGGCUUGAGUGACGAGACAUUACACUUCUCUGAUAGGAGGUCCUGAACUUAGCAAAGACAUGGCAGAAGAGACAUUUGACCUCUCUGACGAGGAUGAUGCGAGAUCAGCGGAGGCGUGACACGAGACAUAUCACUGCUCUUACCAGGAGGAUUUGAGCUCAGUUGAGGCAUGACUGACGAGAUGUUUACCCUCUCUGACUAGGAGGUUCUGAGCUUAGUGGCGGCAAAACAGACAAGACAUUUCACCUCUCUGACCAGGAGAGUUUGAGCUUAGUGAAGGCAUAACAGACAAGACAUUUCACAUCUCUGACCAGAGGAUUGGAGCUUAGUGGAGGUAUGACAGACAAGACAUGUAGGGUUUAGACCACUAUUCAGCAAACCAUCAAGGUAUAGGUCACUGUCAAGUAAAACGUCAUGGUAUAGGCCACUGUCCAGCAAACCGUAAGGGUAUAAGCCAUUGUCCAUCAAAAUUUCAGGCUAUAGGCCAUAGGCAACUGUCCAGCAAACUUUAAGGGUAUAGCCCACUGUCCAAAAAACCUUCAGGAUAUAGGCAACUGUCCAGCAAACUUUUGGGGUAUAGCCCACUGUCCAGCAAACCUUUGGGAUAUAGGCAACUGUCCAGCAAACUUUCGGGGUAUAGCCCACCGUCCAGCAAGCCUUCAGGAUAUAGGCAACUGUCCAGCAAACUUCCAGGGUAUAGGCCACUGUCCAGCAAACCUUCGGGGUAUAGGCCACCGUCCAGCAAACUUUCAGGAUAUAGGCCACUGUCCAGCAAACCUUCGGGGUAUCGGCCACUGCCCAGCAAGCCUUCAGGAUAUAGGCA